Messenger RNA from Ailuropoda melanoleuca (giant panda), 10318 nucleotides. RefSeq names its product transmembrane protein 268 (gene TMEM268). The transcript is spliced from 9 exons. The record is from RefSeq and is a predicted model, not a curated record. NCBI's taxonomy places the organism in Eukaryota, Metazoa, Chordata, Mammalia, Carnivora, Ursidae. The coding region runs from base 6352 to 7527 and encodes 391 amino acids.
UAGCAGGAAGGAAAUCACUUGUGAUUUCACUCAACAGCAUCCAGCCAGUAGUAAGUCUGCAGUUUGCCUUUUCUCUAGAGCACCCUGGACUGGGGCAGCCUUGUGCAAGUUUACCGAGCAUAUUUCCUCCCUGGUGGGCUAAAUGGUAUGUGUAAUACCUAUAGGAACUUCACACUAGCUCUUAAGAGUUAAAUGCUUUGUGACUAUUAGCCGAAAGUCUGAAAAAUAGUAGAUAGAAACAGUUGCAAGAGAACACUGGGAUUUCCUUGCUUGUUCUGAAAAAGUAUGAGAGUAUUAGAUGCCCUUCAAAAAAAUCACGUUUUAUGAGACUCAGGAUGGGUCUCAGGCCAUGUCUGUCUCUAGUUACUGUUCCUUUUUAUUUUCAGGCCAUGUCUGUCUCUAGUUACUGUUCCUUUUUAUAGUAUGAUUCCUCAAAAGAGUUUUCCAUAUGAGCUUUUCCAGUUUUGACUGUGAAAGCACUCCAGUCGGGCUUGCCACUCCACUGAAGCGCCUGUCAAGGUUAGCAGUGAUGGCCAGAUCGAGAGGUCCAAUCUUCCCACUUGACUUUCAGUCCUGUUUGACAGGGUUGACCAUUCUUCUUGAACCACUUUCUUAGCUUCGUUCUGCAGUGAUGUGCUACCUUGCGCCUCUGUCUCUUGCUUUAGUUCUAACCUUUUCCCAGGGAUUUGUUCUUGGACUUCUUUACGCUCAUUCCCUUACUGAAACCCACAUUCUUUUCAUGGCUUUAAAUACCAUCUCUGUCAAAGACCCAAGUUUAUAUCAGCUUCUCUCUCCUGAGCUCUAUAGAUGAUGUUUUCAAUUGCGUAUUUACUAUUUUGGUUUGGCUAUCUAAUAAACCUCUCCCCCUUAAAGUGUUCCACACUGUACCCAGUUUUGUUAGGACUUGACUCCUGGUGUUGCUGAGUGCAGCAAACUCCCAUCUCUGCCUACUGCAAAUACGGAUUUCCCAAACUGGAGGACCAUGAAGAAGCAACACCUGCAUUCACCAGUUUAGCCUCGGCAUCUAACUUGUUUGCCACCAGUGUUUUUAUCCUGGGUGCAUAGGGCUGUACUUACAUACAUUCUGCCUGAUUGUUCACUUCCAGCCAACCAGCUGAUGGUGGUAAAGUUGAAGAAGCGACAUAAGGAAGUACUUCAGAAGUGUGAUCUAGGGUCAGUUGAGAGGAAAGAUAAGGCCUGAAAAGAGCUUGGUGAUCUGGGGGAGAGGAAGCUAAAUGGUCUGAAGAGUAAAUGGAAUGUCGAGCGAAUGGAGAGACUUGCCUGUGAAGAGAAGGCGGGAAGAGUGGCAGUAGUGGCGGAUGGUGGAGGUGGUUUAAGGGGGGGUGAGAAUGUGGGUAGGGGAGGGAAUAGAGGGAGUGAGACCGGAGAACACCUGGGUGGAAUGAGAUCCCUGAGGGGUCUGGAGGCUGCAGGAGCCAGAGCACAAAUGGGGGGAUUAGCUCUAGCCUUCAAGCUUGAUGGGUCCUCAGGGAAAAUAGUGGGUGUUUGUGUCCUAGGCCAGUUGAAUCCAUCUCUGGAAGUGCGGCCAGGACUAUAAUGUUUUAAAAUCUCCCUUGGGGAGGCCCUUCCAUUAUGGCCUGACACGAGAAGCUAGCUUCUGUUUGCUUCUUCGACCACUAAGGCAGAUGAUGUUGGUUCUGACAUGGAACGAACUCCAAGGUACGUAUGUAUGUAGAAGAGUGUGCGACUUGUUCCCAUGGAGCCUAAGAAAAGGGUAUUCACGUGCCUGUACUUGUAUAUACAGAAGUCAUAAGAAACUGGUACUGGUCUUUAAUCUCAGAAGACGGAGUCUGGGCUGCAAUGGAGGGUUGCUUUUUGUGCUCUUUACAGGGUCCUUCAGCAGUGUCCCCGGCCUCUACCCACUGGAUGCCAGUAGUAUCCCUUCAGCUGUGACAACCAAAAAUACCUCCAUUGUCAGAUGUGCCUUGGGGGCCCAGACCACUCCCCAGUUAGGAACCACUCUCCUGCAGCAACAACAGAAUUCUUAAAAACGAAAGUACCACCCAUGAUUCCUGGAACAUUCCAGGUACUCUGCAGAUGUUUCCUAAUUUUCUAAAACUUGUCCUUUUCCCCUCUUAAUCAUCCUUGAUUUACAUGUCUAAUACUAGCUGUUAUUGGUCAGGAUAGAAUACACUGAAAUCCCAGUGGCGUAACAAAGGUUUAUUUCUUAGAAUGUUGGAUACAAGUUUGGUGACUGCAGGCAGGUGUCCUCCUGCAGUGUCAGUGACUCAGUUUACUUCCACUUUGCCGCUCUACCAUCUUAGCACGUGGUUUCCACGAUGGCAGAGGCAGGGAAAGGACAGGUUGGCAAACAGGCACCAGCUCUUACACGCUUCAGUCCUGAAAUGACGUGUGACAUUUGUUCUGAGCCCAUUGACCAGCGUGGGUCACAUGAACCGACCUAACUGCAAGGAGUCUAAGAAGGGAGAGCCCAGGGAUAUUCGGAUAUUCGGUGAGUCAAAAAAUGUCUGCUGCGGUUGUUAACAGCGUUCUCCGUGCUGGCUGAUGUUCUGAGAACUGCACGGCUGUUAACUAAUCCUCAUAGCGACUUCGUUUUGCAGGCUACGACGCAGGGAGGUUGCAAGGAUGAGCAGAGCUGGAGCCAAGACUGCGACGGGCGGUCUAGCCCAGCAUCUGUUUCACCACUGCCUGCGCUUGGCGCCGAGCAGGUGGGUCUCCCCUUUGACGCUUCUCACCUAUGUAAUCCUUUUCCCUUUACAUCUCUCACAUCCUGGAUUAAUUGCUCCUCUGGGCAAUUUCUUUUUUUUUUUUUUUAAGUUUUAAGUAGGCCCCCUGCUCAGCAUGAGGCUUGAAAUCAUGACCCUGAGGUCAAAAGUCGCAUGCUCUACUGACUGAGCCAGCCAGGCGCCCCUCCUCCGGGCAAUUUCGUGUCAUGUGAACCCAUUGUCUAGAGAGAAGGAUGCCCUCAGCAUUGUCCAUUACAAGCACAGAAACUCUGACCAUUCUGUCUGGUGCCACAGCUCAGACCCACUUAAGUUCUUGAUAGAAGGCGUAAAAUGGGGGCGCCUGGGUGGCACGAGGGGCGCCUGGGUGGCACAGCGGUUAAGCGUCUGCCUUCGGCUCAGAGCAUGAUCCCGGCAUUGUGGGAUUGAGCCCCACAUCAGGCUCCUCCGCUAUGAGCCUGCUUCUCCCACUCCCCCUGCUUGUGUUCCCUCUCUUGCUGGCUGUCUCUAUCUCUGUCAAAUAAAUAAAUAAAAUCUUAAAAAAAAAAGUGUAAAAUGGCUUCUAGAAAGUCAGACCUUAUGUGUAAUAUCUACAGAUUCCCUGAAGAUGUGCCAUUCCCACGUUCUGCUCCCUCCCACUGAGUUUCUGAAAGGUGAGGCAGUAUGUUGUGUGGAAUCUCUGUGUGCUUCAAGAGAGGGAGCCUGUGUUCCAGGUCCUUAGGUCAACAUACAACAGCCCUGCAGUUUAGGCUGUGGAUCCCACUUCCAUGCAUGGGAAAGCUGAGGCCCAGAGAGGCUUCUAGAAGGCUUCAAGGUCACAGAGCAAGGAAGUGACAGAGUGGGCAUCAAGUCCAGUGGGAUCAGCCUUGAAGGCUGCAAGGGAAAACCCCUGCUCUGCCCCAGUCUCUUUCCCAAGACUAUGGUGGGUGGAGUACUCAGCCUCCCAAAGCUUCAAAGCCUGUAUCUAACGUUCUUGGCACAUUUGGUUUUCCACGCCAGGAGACUGAUGCUACCAGAGGUCAAUGGGAGCCGCUCGAAGAAAAGGACCUGCUUGGAUGAGUCUGGCUUGCUCCUCAUCUUUCACCUUUUGUACUUUUUCUCUCCUUCAGGGACAAUCUGGCAGGUCUCAGUGUUUUUCUCCUGUCAACUGAUCUACCACUUCAGUGGCCCUGAAAUUACUGAAAGAGCUUCCACACAGGCAGGCGGCUCCAGUUUUGCUCCCUCCCACUCCCCUUCCCCUGUGGAGGCUGCUCUUAAGAGGCAGGAGAGGCACAGUCUUUACUGAAAGAUUUGGCCAGUGGUUCCGGGAGAGGAAGCUGCCAGAUCAUGUCAACAUCUAUCAUCUCUGGCUUUUGAAAAACUUCAAAUGACACUGGCUUGUGGGUCAAAUGUCAGUUCAAGGCCAUAGCUCCCUGUGUUUGGAGGGGAUGAGUGAGGGGGGUGGCUGAGCUUGGAGGGCCGGGGGCACACAGCCCCCCCUUUCCUCCUACUUGAAAGUAACUUACCAAGGGUAUAGUGGCAGCAUUCUGGAACAUGUGGCCGCAGCUGAAGAUAAGAUUAAGGGCGAAGCCAGGCUGGUUGUUCCAAGAACGUGACUGGGUUGGCUACCGUUGUGAGGUUUUCAAGGGUAAAAAGACGAGAGGGUGGAGCUCUCUAGUUUAAAGCCUGAGUACUUGCAACUGCUCCCCUCUCUCCCAACCAGAUGUGAGCUCGCCCUCUUUUAUUCUCUUUGUACCCAUCCACGGCUUUUGCUUUCCUGCGCGUUGUAGAAAACAGAUGCCUGACACCCCAGGCCUUCCUGACAGGAAUUCAGAGUAUUUCUUCUGGUUUUGACCCAGUUUCCCGACAAACAGCAUGUGACUGGUCUUAUUGGCCGCACACCUCCUGACAAGGACAGCUGUGUGUUUCGUCUAAGCACCCACAUGCUGUUGACCUAUAUUGUGUAGGUCUCGUAGUGGAGAGCUCACUGUGCAACGCGGCAUCCAAGAUUUCAAAUCAACGUAAUGGAGUCGUUAGCCAAGGAAAAUUCUGUCAGGCAUGCUUUGGAAAUAAUUUUAAAAAUAGCUCACAUUUACGAACGUCAAUUUUAUACCAGGAAAAAUUCCAGGCGUUUUGUAUACACAAUCGAAUUCUCCCACCGUCUCUCUGAGAUCAGGUAUUAUUAUUCCCAGUUACACAUUAGGAGACUGAGGCGCGCAGCGAUAAAGUCGCUUGCCCAAGGUCACAGAACCAAUUAGUGGCACAACCUGGACUUGAACCCGGGUCUGUCUGGCUUCCCGACCCGAAUCUCUGUGUGAUUUAGUUCAAACUGUUCAGGCCAUGGCAUCAUCUUAAGUGCUUCAAGAGUCAGGAAGUCGGUGAAUCUAUAUAACAUGCAGCCCAGUUUCAAAAACAAGAUCUAAUUCCUCUGCUUUGUUUUUUCACUCACACUCACCCAGCGGCUCUGAGGCCCCCUGGGUCCAUCUGCUGCCACACUGGAAGAUUCUGCCAGGCUGGGAAGAGCUUCAUUCCUUCUCGCUGCAUCCAGGUUGGCAGAGAGUCGGCAGCAGCCCUCAGACACGCGUCUGUAACCCUUGCAAACACGGCAAGACAGAUGGUGCAACUGCUGAGUAAUGGUGGCUUUGGCUGGGGCCUGUGCUUAUUUGGAUUUAUCUGUAGCUGAAGCCCUGAUGAUUUCAUUCACAGCUCUUCAUUCACUACUUCAGAUGCGUGUGGCAGAUCCUGAGGGCCGGGCGCCGGGGGACGGCUGGGAGCCGAGGCAGAAGCAGCCCUAUGCGCCGAAGGUUUCUUCUUUUCUGGGGAAGGGGACACUGACCAAUGACUACAUCAUGUGCUUGGUGUGUCUGUAGGCUAAACAAGGAUGCCUAUGAGAACGGGGGGUGGGGGAGGGUACUGGCCGGGGCCUGGGACAGGAACGGGUUCCCAGAAGAAGGGCCCUUUCCCCUGAGACCUGAGGAUGUGUCCACCAGUCAGGUGUUGAGGUGGACUGGGGUUUGGGGCUCCUUUCCAGAUGGAGAGGGAUGGCAACUGCUGAGAACUGGAAGUGAGAGAGGGCAUGGGGUUUAGGAGGAACUGAGAAGUGCUCUGUGUUCUUGGAACUUAGGGAGUUUUGGGGUUGGGGGGAGAGCGGGUAAACAUGAGCCCAGGGUAGGCUGGGGCAGGGCCCGGCGUGGGCUCACCACAUAGAGCCUAGAGAACCCAUCAAGAUAUUGCUACUGAAGCCUGCUCCUCAGAGAGCUUGACUAGAUUUUACUCGCCGUUUCCUGGAUUUUAUUCACCUUUCUCUGUUUGUGGGGGGCCCCUACUCCUUCAUGCCCUGGUGCCAGGACUUCCCUGGUGCUGAAAUCUCAGAGAUGUGAGAGGCACUUUGCCUGGCUGUCCCAGGGUGCAGCUCAAUUCACCGAAGACUUUCUGUCCUGUACUUCAUCCUCUAAGUCUUCCCAUCACUCGGUUGAGGAGAUAGCGUUCUCCUUCCGUAAAGGAAGGAACAGAAGCUCAGAGGGGUGAGCCCACCUGUGCAAGUUCACGUGCCAGUAAGUGAUGGAGCCUGGAUGGCCAGUUCCAAAGGCCCACGUCUGCUGUGCCUCCCCAGCAAAGAAGACGGAUGUGUCUGCACGGAAGUUCUUAAGGGACUGAUGCAGUGAGAAUGCGGAGUCAAGGUCGCCUGGCAGGAGAGGCAGGAGGACGCUAUCCAGCUUCAUGGAAUAGGCAAGCAAAGCUGCGUUGGCCGCUCCAGAAUGAACCACAGCUCCAAGAAGGGGAAGUAGAGCCCAGCUGGCUCUCUGCUAUGGCCUGUGAACCACAAGUGGGCCCCAGCGGGGCACCCAGCCCGUUGUCCACCUCCUCUCCUGGCUGGAGUGCCUUGCCUGGAGGGAGUCCUCCGGGCUGGGGGCAAGAGCUCCGCAAUGGCCAGGUCCUCACGGUUCUCCGGAUCGACAAUACCUGUGCCCCCAUCUCCUUCGAUCUGGGCGCUGCCGAGGAGCAACUGCAGACCUGGGGCAUUCAGGUCCCUGCCGACCAGUACAGGAGCUUGGCCGAGAGCGCCCUCUUGGAGCCCCAAGUGAGAAGAUACAUCAUCUACAACUCCAGGCCCAUGCGGCUGGCCUUUGCUGUGGUUUUCUAUGUGGUGGUGUGGGCCAACAUCUACUCCACCAGCCAGAUGUUUGCCCUGGGGAACCACUGGGUGGGUGUGCUCCUCGUGACCCUGGCGGCCAUGAGCCUGACCCUGACCCUCGUACUCAUCUUCGAGAGACACCAGAGGAAGGCCAACAGCAACACGGACCUUAGGCUGGCGGCUGCCAACGGAGCGCUCCUGAGACACCGGGUGCUGCUGGGGGUGACGGACACGGUGGAGGGCUGCCAGAGCGUGAUUCAGCUCUGGUUUGUGUACUUCGACCUGGAGGACUGUGUGCGGUUUCUGUGUGACCACAUUCAAGAGAUGAAGACGAGCCAAGAGUCCUUGCUGAGAAGCAGAUUGAGCCAGCUCUGUGUUGUCAUGGAAACCGGGGUGAGCCCCGAGACAGCCGAGGGGCCUGAGGACCUGUUGGAGGAAGCCCCUCUCCUGCCCGGCGGCCCUGACUCCGAGGAGAGGCCCCUAAUGCAGACCGAGCUUCGCCAGCUUGUUCCUGAGGCUGAGCCAGAGGAGAUGGCCCAGCAACUGCUGGCGGUAUUUGGCGGCUACUACAUCCGGCUCCUGGUGACCUCGCAGCUCCCCCAGGCAGUGGGGACACGACACACAGACUCUGCGGGGAUUCCCUGCCCCUGCCAGCUCAUAGAAGCCCAUAUCUUGGGUACUGGGUGCUGCCCCUUCCUGGCCAGGUGACCUCGGGAGGAAGGCACCCGGCUUCCUGCAAGACUCAAGGUGAGACAUCCGGAAGGCUAGGAGCCCCAGCCGGCUGAAGGCGAGCCCCAGGUGAGGAGAGAAGCAUCUGGGAGCGCUCUGAAGAGUGUCAGUCAUGUCAGCAGCAGGGGUAUUGUGCUCACUCCAGGACUCUGCCCCGAAAUGUCUGUUGACAUCCCAUGCUGACCCCUGGCCUUUUCAGAAGCUGCUGCUUGCCGAGCUGGUACUCCCAGUGUUGUUUAGAACCGGGGCGUGGAUAGAAGGCCGCACUCGUAUGCCUUUCAUGGUUUGGAGAAACCAGGAAAUGUGAAGAGGACCCUACUGGGCCAACCCAAGUGUCCAAAGCUUGGUCUCAGGUGAUGCUCGCGUCCUCAACUGCUUCAUGUCAGAUGGGGAAACUGAGCCUUGGAGAGGACUCUGCUCUCUGUAGCAUUGCCUUGGGCCUCUUGGAGUCCUAAUCUGAGGGAAGGAAGUCAAUUCUCAGAAUGUUCUCCACUUUUAAGUUUCUCCUGCCCUGUAUCCUAUGAAAAACUCCGUGUUGUUUGCUGGCACACAGACUUCCAGGGGACAGAAGAACGAGACCAACAGCAUGUCACUGACGAUGGAACUCUUUGGAAAAGAUCGGUCUGUCUGUUCCGGGGAUGUGUUUUGUUUAAAGGCAUGCAUGCUCGUGGUUGUGGUUUCUUCCUUCAGGCCUAGAGCCACAGUCCUCUGUUUCUUGACACUAACACUGUCCUGCAAUGAAGCGAUCUGUCACUCGUGGCGUUCCAUGAAGAGCUCGGGGGCUUCUGGGUUCUCUGCUCCUGAGCCAAGUUUGAAGACCAAUUAUUCCAUAGGCCCAAAUCCAGAAGACCUGCCCUGGCAGGCAGAGGCUUCCCCAGCCUCCAGGAUCCAGCCCUUAUCUGUAGUUUUAGCUUCAUCUCCCACAAAACUUCUUGCUAAGUUGAAACUCUUUCCUGGACUAACAUGUCUAUUCCGUUGCAUCUGUUGAACUCCUGUGCAUGCUUCAAAGCCCAGCGUUACUUGCCCUCCUUCAGGAAGCCUUUCCACAUAGAACAUGCCCUGCUUCUCUGCCUCCUUUAAAUUCUUAACGUAGCUGCUGCCUUUAUUGAAUUUUUAUGUUAUUCUGUUUUCCUGUGCACACGUGUGUUUUUUCAGCUAGACUAAACUCCUGAAGGACAAAGAUCUCACCGUAUAAUUUUUGUGCAUGGCCUGGACCUGCUAAGGAAAAAAAAACCCGGUAGAUUGAGUGCUUUGUCAUCUACAUAGUAACAUUUGCAGAUUGCCCUCUCUAUCAGUUGAAUGAUGAGGUUGGCCCAGACCUGGGUUCUGGUCCUGACUGACAUUUCCAGCUGCACAGCUUUUGGUCAGUCCUCAGUUUACUCCUCUCUAUGUUAAUGGGUAUAUAGUAGACGGGUUGGAUGAUUCUUGAUUGCCCUUCCAAAGCCAAAGUUCUGGCUUUUUCUGUUUCAGUCUAGCCCUUGGCCUAUCUGUUACGUUUGUAUCUACGUGCAGAAGGUCCUCUAGCCUUGCGUGACCGAGGUGUCCCAGACCUGAUGGGCCUUUGGACAGAACACGGGUCUAGGGAGCGGGAGACCUGGCUUCUCAUCCCAGAUACGCUGCUUCCUAGAAGCACGACCAUUGGCUACGCCACUCACCCUGUCCGAGGGCCAGUUUACUCCUUUACGAACGGAUCUGGUGAACAUGAAAGGUAAUCGUGUGGGUGACUUGCUGUGUAAGAGACCAGUCUGACCGUUUGCUUUCUCUGAGCCAGAGAAGAGAAAUGGUGCCCGUAGACCCACCCUUGGGAAUGGGCACCUUACGAUGUUUCUCUGUAGCCAUUUCUCUGCGGGCAGCUCUGUGCAGUAGGAGUAACCCAUGGAGGCAGUCGUGCCCUUCUCACUGCUGCAGGGGAGAUGCGGGCUGGGAACGGGGUCUGCAGAAGCCGGUCUUUAUCAUCCCCCCGUAAAACCCUGCUAAGUCUUGUAAGAGAAUAAAAAUGUGUCUGUUAAAUGACAGAGCAGCUCUUCUUCCAUUUCAGGGCUUACUUACAGACCCUCCUGGAGGUGUUCUUUCCUGCCUUUCCUCUCCAGAGUUUCUGCUGGUCUCACCUGGUGGGCAGAGCAUUCAGGUGCGCCCCCACCUGCUUCCUCUGCAUCUGCCCCUCGGUUUUUCAUUUAGAAAAUUCUGUGAUCGCUGCCUUGCCUACCUCCCAGGGUUGUGUGAGGAUCGGAAUCCAUAAAUGGACACGCGCUCUGCUUGAAGGCUGUGUGCCCAGGACAGGCACGGGGCGGUGCGUGCCCUGCUGUGUCUUGACGUGGGAGUGGAGGGCGUGGCUAAGAGCUUGGAAUCUAGACUGACUCAGAUCCAGGUUCUGCACCUUGGAGCAGCGUCCUUCCCAUCCUCAGGUGUCACUCCUCACAUGUGGAAUGAGGAUAAGAGUACCCCCUUGGCAGGUACUGUGAAGAUUAAAUGUAAAGCACUUGCAACUUUGAGUUGCAAGCUUGAGUAAGAGCACAAUAAAUUGUUGAUGUAUAUUUAUGUGUAUAUAUAUAUAUAUAUAUAUAUACACACACACACAUAUAUAUACAUAUAUAUAUAUAUAUAUAUAUAUAUUUUAAUCUCUCACUAUGUCUUGUAUACCACAGAUGCCCAGGAUAUAUAUUUAUUGAUGCAGUAGGUCAUUAACAGUUAAUGUUUAUUCGGUCUGCAUCAGACCUCAGUUACUCCAGCACCGUGGGGUGUGUUUAUGUGAAUAAAGCUUCUAGUGCAA